AUGCGUAUUUUACUUUCUAAACUUCCCCGCUCAUGGGUAGUAGAUGAAAAGAAAGAUGAUGGUUACACAGCCUUACAUCUUGCUGCAUUGAAUAAUCAUGUGGAAGUUGCAGAAUUAUUGGUUCAGCAGGGUAGAGCAAAUAUGAAUCUUCAGAAUGUGAAUUUACAAACACCUCUUCAUUUAGCAGUAGAGAGGCAGCAUACACAAAUUGUUAGGCUCCUUGUCCGGGAGAAAUGUAACUUGAACAUUCCUGACAAGGAUGGAGACACACCCCUUCAUGAAGCUUUAAGACAUCAUACUCUUUCUCAGCUGAGACAAUUACAAGACAUGCAGGAAGGUGGAAAAGUUGGAAUUACCAAUGAAAGUACUAUUAGUGGCACAUCCGAGUUGUUGAUGGGCUUAGGAACUCAAAGCUCUGAUAAGAAAAGCAAUGCAUCAAUUGCCUGUUUCUUAGUAUCCAAUGGAGCUGAUCUGAAUAUAAAGAAUAAAAAAGGUCAGACUCCAUUAGACUUGUGUCCUGAUCCAAAUCUAUGCAAAGCCUUGACAAAAUGUCAUAAAGAGCAAUCUAAUGAUCAGUGCAUUACACCGUCCAGUAGUUCACCCUCCCAAGAUAAUGAAACUCUUGAAGAAUGUAUGGUUUGUUCCGAUAUGAAAAGAGAUACAUUGUUUGGUCCAUGUGGUCAUAUUGCCACUUGUUCUUUGUGCUCUCCAAGAGUGAAGAAGUGCCUUAUGUGCAAAGAACAAGUUCAGUCACGAACUAAGAUUGAAGAAUGUGUUGUGUGUUCAGAUAAAAGGGCAUCUGUUCUUUUCAAACCUUGUGGCCAUAUGUGUGCAUGUGAUGGCUGUGCUGCAUUAAUGAAAAAAUGCGUUCAAUGUCGAGCCCAGAUUGAUAAAGUAAUACCUUUCAUUGUGUGCUGUGGUGGAACAGUACUGACAUGGGCUGGCCUGUCUAUUUUACAAGCAUCUACAACUCCCGCUUCUACUCCUGGAAUGAUGAUGAACAAUGGAUGUAGGGAUAACUCUCAUAAUGAUAUUCAGAAACUUCAACAGCAGCUUCAAGAUAUUAAAGAACAGACAAUGUGUCCUGUAUGUUUGGAUCGUCUGAAGAACAUGAUAUUCCUUUGUGGCCAUGGAACAUGUCAAAUGUGUGGGGAUCGUAUGUCUGAGUGCCCAAUCUGCCGUAAAGGUGUUGAGAAGCGCAUAUUAUUGUACUAGUUCUGCUAUUAUUUUGCCAUCAGUUUUUCUUUUUUAAGGGGGGAUUGUUUUUUUAGUUCAAAAACUUGUGCGCAAAAUGCCAUCAGCAUGUAUAAAGCAAAAUCUUUGUAUAAUGCAGGGUAAGCAUUUUGUUAAUAAAUUUGUCAUUAUAAAAGAUAUAUAUAAGAUCUUUUGUAACUUGAUUCAUUUUGUGUAAUCAUUAAUGAAGUUAUUUUAUGUAGAAGGAAAAUAAGAUACUUUUUAUUUCCAAAAUAUGAAGUUUUUGUUGUUUGUUUCUUUUUUAAAUCUGUUCUUUGUGUAUCUACAUUAUUGAUAAGUUUUUCUCAUUUAAAAGGAAACCAUAUAUCUUCUUGAUUUUUUAGAAAAUAUUUUGAAAUAUUUACAAGAAAUGUUGUAAUUUAAUGAGCUUAUAUCAAUAUCAUAACCAUAGUAUUAAAAUUUGGUUCAUCGCAAAUUUUUUAAAAAUUAUUUCAUUGAACUUAUUAUAGUGUACUUUUGACUAUCCAGGCUUAGGCUGGAUAAUCAAGCAUGGAAAUCGUCUAUAACAAUUAUUUCAAUUAUCCCUGAUAGGAAAGCAGGUCAUGGAUAAUCGGAAAACAAUGAUAAUCCAAACCAUCAAAUUCCAUGCAUAUUGUAUGCAUUUAAUUCUUAAAAAGAAUUAGUAAUUUUAUUUUGUAUUUGAGAAUGUUUAAAUAUUUUUUGUAUUUUCCUGCAUAGUUUAUAAAGUGCUAUUUAACAUCAUCUUCGAAUCCCCUUUGAUCAACAAAGUUCAAUAGAGUUUCAACAAAAGGCACUGUUGUCUGAGGACUAAUCUAAUUGCCAUUAUCAUUCUAUGCGUCUUGUGAUAUUUGAAACUGAUUUGAUAUUUGAUUUAUGUGUUAUUGUGAUAUUGGAAACGAAAACCACAUCACUCAAGCAUUGAAAACCCAGCUCAGUUAAAUCACCAUUGAACCAUUUCCUCAAUGUUUUCCUGAUCAACAUUUUUAAUUUUUUUGGCAUAUAGCUUUAAUUAAUUACUGCUGCAACUUCUUCACAAUUAGAUAAGGACAGUUUCUAAAUUAGGUUGAAUCUUUCUCAAUAAUUGGAUUUGCACAUGUUUGGUUUUUACAUACUCUUUUGCACAUGGCAUUAAGUGUGAGUGCUUGGGCACCACCACUCAUGGAUAAUUCGCAAAUUGGAUAAUCAAAAUUGCACUAUAUGUAUAAGUUUAUAUAUAUAUAUAUAUUCAGGAUAUUUGUAAACUCAGUAAAAAACAGUUUUCAUCAAGUGUAGAGACAGUCGAAAUUUACAUAAUGAUUCAUAAUUUUCACGAUAUUUCAAAAAGUGUUAUAAUAGCAAAUUAAAGGAAAUUAAUUAGUGUGGAGAUAGGUUUGUGAAUACCAUUGGAUCAAAAAUGCAUUUCUAGAAUAGAUGUAACUCCAUUUUGUAAUUGCUUUGUUUUGAAUCUUGAGUAAAUAUUUUUCAAAAUUAAUUUACUUUUUCCCAAAAUGUGAUCUAUAAUCUCACGUAUAUUUUGGGGGAUUAGAUGCUUAAUAUGUUUUGACUUCUGUACACUAUUUUUAUCAUUUUAAGAACAGCCCUUUUUUGGGAGGGAGGGGGUUUAAAUGUUUGAAUUCAUAUUUUAUAUAUCUGUUAUAAUGUCUGUUAAGUUAAUCGUAAUAAUUCUACCCCUUUUUAACUAUUUGCUUUGUUUGAAAUUUCAAUGUGUUUAGAGAUAUAAAUGAAAAACAACUUUUUCUGCUGCUACUGGUUUUUAUACUAAUGUUGUAUUAAGUUUGACUAGGACUUCAUCUAUAUCUUCAGCUGAUACCCAGUUCACAUCCUAAUGCAUAUAUGGAUGUUGAUAAUGCUCAAAACUGUAUUUAUUAAAUUCGAACUUUUAAAAAAAAAAUGACUGUAAAAUGGCUAAUGAAACCAAAAAAAAGAAAAAGAAAAUUCUGCUUGUAGCAAACUAAAAGCAAAUUAUAUAAAAAAUGACCUAUAUUAUAACAAAAUAUUUAUCUUUUAAUUAUAUAUUUACUUUUACAUAAGAAUUUAUCUAGUCAGAAAUAUUUUGAUGUACAUUAACAAAGAAAUUGUAGUAUAUUUAAUAAAUUUGCUGAGUUUUGUUUGUGUUUAAAAAAAUCAUUUUUUGAGUUUAGUAGGUCAUUUUAAUUAUUAUCAAAAGGAUAAAGGUAAAAUAAAAGAACCAUAAUCUAAUGAAAAUAUGAUAGCUGUGUUAGAAAUAUUUUUAUCAUAGUGUGAUAGUAAUUUAUGCUUUUCUUAUUAAUAAAUUAUCUUUGUGAGAAACAUAUUGAAUUCACAUAAAGUUUAUAAUAGUUAAUUUUGAUUGAUGAUUGAUUCUACACUUAGAAAAUGGUGUUCAAAAAAUUAACUUAAAUGGUUUAUUAUUUUACCUUUGUAGACUUCUUUCACAGACUGGAAUCUGUGACAUAUAAUUGGAAGUUUCCCCCCUGCAUUUGUCAUAAUUUUGCUGUUUAUCACAGUCUGUAAUUUUGUUUACCAAAUGUUUCCCAGAAAAUGCUUCUUUAUGUAGUCAAUAGACUUAAAAAAAGGGGUGAUCUGUUUUUAUGUAUUUAUCCUUAUUUUUUGUAUUUUAUAUUACUUCUUAUAUUUAUAAACUGUUCUUUAGAGUUCUAAGUUUUUCCGGAUACGCUUUUCAUCCUGUAAGUCCUGUAAUUUUGUUAAAUAUGCAUUCAAUGUUUAUAAGGAAGUUUAUUGUGUUUGUUCCUUAAUUUUUUCACUCAUUUUAUCAUAUAUGCAUUACAUUUUAAAUAUCUGUAUGAUUUAAAAUAUGAUAUUCACCAUAGGGAAUAAAUUUAUUGAAUGAAUAAAUGUAUAUUUUGUUUAUAUAUGCAGAAGUUUUCAUAGCCUGUAUCUGUUAUUUGAUUUCUUUAGAUCUUUAUGUAUCCUAUGUCAUUUUGUAUGGGAUUUUUAUCUGUAGUAAUUUAAAGUACUCUGUUAUUGUAAUGCUGCUUCAUACAUAGUAGUUUUUACCCCAAGCAAAUGUUUCUUUAAAACUAUUAUAACAUAAUUCAGGAAUUGUACAUUUAAAUGACUAAAUAAAUUUUUAAAAAAGGAAAUUUUCCAGUUUAACAAAAUUCAUAGCAAUGCUGAAGAAAUGGCGCUUUUAAGUCAGCAGCCCUUUAAAGCUAUGAAUGCAUUCAAGCUUAGAGUUAAGCUGCCGAUUUCAUUCAGACAAUUUACUUCAUUUCAUAGAAAAUAAAACUAAUAUAUUUUUAUUUUAUAAAAAAAUAUAUAAACAGUAAAAAGUUUUGUAGAUGUUUUAAAAAAUAAUUAUGUAAGGCACAUGUAUAUAUGUUUUAUACACUCAUAUAUAGUCUUUUUAUGUGCAUACAUAUAUAAGGUCAUACAUAUUUUUGGGAGGCAUUACCUAUUGCUUCCAGUUUUAUAUAUUGUUUAUUGCUUUCGACUUGCAGAACUUGAAAUGCAUAUAAUGAUUUUAAAGUUAACUGUUAAAUACCUGGGUAUGUAAUUAUUCCUUUUUAUGCAUUAGUUGGUUUUUCCUCCCUAUUACAGCAAUUUACUUUGCCUUUUACAUGGAGAUUUAAAUCUUGCUUCUCCCUUAUGUUAUAACUAGCCACUUAAAAUGGUUAUUAUGAAAAAAAAAAAAAAAAAAAGAUAACAUUGUAAAAGGAUUUUAAUGAGUCCAACUAAUGCAAUUUCUCAGUUUCAGCUGAUAAUUAAUAACAGAGGUGAAAGACUGUGUUUAUUGCUUCAAAGUUGAUUGUUUUGUUAAUCAGUAACAUACAAAUUAAUUUUUUUUAAAAAGUGAAUAUCAUAUGCUUUUACAAAUGAUGUGUGGAAUAUUAAAAAAAUAUAUUUUUAGCAAAAGUAACACAUUACCUUUAAAGCGCUGAGUUUUCCGGUUACAUUUUAAAUGUAAGUAUCUUACGCUUUGCCAAAUAUCAACACAUUGUUUUUAAAUAAUUGAGUCUGUUAAUCAAAAUGUCAUUAGGUUUGCAUAAAAUAUGAAACAAAUUAAAAAUUCAAGCUUCAAGUUGUUCUGUGUAUGUUCAAAAUUGGUGGCUGUGGGUGGUGCUGCUGUUUUCUCACAAUAUAUACUUGCAUAAAUAUACUUUCUGUAUUAUUUAAUAAUAAAUAUUAAAACAACACUAAAUUUCUUCCAAACUCAUAAUAAUCUAAAUUUUUGUUAAAAUUUUUAAACAGAUAAAAUAUACAAGAAUUUUUAGAAGAAAUUUCACUUAUCAUUUUACCCAUAGAUAAGCAUAUAGAGAUGCUAAACUAAAUUAUAUAAUAAGCUUUCACUACAUGCACACUAUUUUAAUUGUGCAGUAAUUACCUGUGUGUGACACUUUUUUAUAUUAAUAACUGCUUGUUUUAGUGAACAGGUUUGAUUAAUAACUUUCUAUUUGAAUAAUUUAAUACAUUAUUUUGUUACCAACCAAAAACCUAAAAGCAUGUCAUUUGUAGAAGAAAGAACUAAAACUAAUAACUGCACGUAAAACUAAAACUGAAAUGUUAAAAUCUAAAGUAUUUAAACCCUAAAAUGAAUGUGAAAAGAAUUGUAUGAACAUUUUAGCUUUUUUCUUCAGACAUAUUCAAUAUACAGUUGAUUCACAUUAAUUGAAAUAUCUCAUAUCUGUAAUAUAUUUGCUUAUAACUCAGUUGCUGCCUUGAUCACCCAAAGUUAGUUUUUAGAUUGAUUAAAUUUUUAAAUAAAAAAGUCAAAAACCUGUCAAAAAUUUGA
Messenger RNA from Stegodyphus dumicola, 5947 nucleotides. RefSeq names its product E3 ubiquitin-protein ligase mind bomb 1 (gene mib1). The record is from RefSeq and is a predicted model, not a curated record. Gene Ontology annotation, biological process: endocytosis; Notch signaling pathway; protein ubiquitination. Gene Ontology annotation, molecular function: ubiquitin-protein transferase activity; protein binding; zinc ion binding. NCBI's taxonomy places the organism in Eukaryota, Metazoa, Arthropoda, Arachnida, Araneae, Eresidae. Gene Ontology annotation, cellular component: cytoplasm.